UAGAGAACUAUGUCUAAAAUAUAAAUUAAAAUUUCAAUAUACUAAAAAACUUGUGAUGCACACAGUAUAUAAACUAAAUUAAAAAAGUGUUUUUUAGGUCGCGCUUGGAAAUAGUAGUAAUUAAGAAAAGAUCGUGCUAUUUUACUCUCAGCUGAUUGCCAGUCUGCACACACCUCCCCCGGCAAAAUAACAAAGAGUAAGAAGAAGAAGAGUAAACUCCAGGAAGAAGAAACGGAGUUACGUGCUAAAAAAUCAUGUCUAGCGACGAUAGUAGUAGUGACAGCAGUUCCUCUAGUGACGAAAGACACCGCAAACGGAAGCACAAGAAGCACAGCAAAGAUAUUGACAAGUCAAAAAAAAAAAAGUCAAAGAAACACAAGAAGGAGAAGCGUCGCCACAAGGAGAAAAAGCGCAGUAGGCAGGAGGACGAAAGGCGUGUGCCCAAUCCGCAACCUGCUGCUUUUAUUUCUCCACCAGAUUUGCCUUCAAAUAGCCAAGAUGCAUUUGGUCCUGCCCUGCCACCGCAUUUAAGAAAGUCUAGUCAGCCGGUAAUCUCAGAAGAGCGCAGACUAGAACCGCAGGCAAUGAUAGGACCUAUCCUUCCCAGCAAUUUGGUCAAAGAAAAAUCUCCUAUUAAAAAUGAUUCUGGGGGAGAUGAUGAUGAUCUCGCUGGCACCUUUGGCCCACUACCGAACGCGAGCCAAGUGGCCCUAGAGGAGCGUGCUCUGGCCCUCAAACUGGCAGCUUUGGAGGGCGGAGGAUUGGGUACAACAACAGACCAAGAUGCGCGCGAAGAGUGGAUGCUGGAGCUGCCGGAUGUGGGCUUAAAAAGCGGUCUUGCCGCCCUCAAUAACAUGAAGCGCACUUUCUACCAAGGAAAAGAGCGUCCCGACUUUAGCGAUCGAUCAUCCUGGACGAAGACACCCCAGAGUGAAACCGCUGUUGCUGCAUCGGGUCCUAAGUCUCUUAGCUCCAAGGAACUGGAGCAAAUGGCCCAAGCCAAAUACGAGCAGCAGCGCGAUGAUGAACAGGAGAGCAUGGCUAAAAAAACACAAAAGAAGCACAAACGUGAUGAGUCUCUAAUGGAUCUGCAUCAAAAAAAGCUGAGAAAGGAACAGCGAGAAAAGGAAAAGGAAUUGGCUGCCUCGGGUUCAAAGCCAGAACGAAGACCUUUUAGCAGGGAUGUGGACUUGAAGCUUAACAAAAUCGACAAAAACCAAACCAAGCAGAUAGUGGAUAAGGCCAAAAUACUCAACACCAAGUUCUCCAGAGGUCAAGCCAAGUAUCUGUAGUAGUAAUGGAAAAAUAACUACCGCAAAAGGCCACUUUUUCAAAAUACAGAAAUUCAAAUUUUCAGAAUUACUUGAUUAUAUCUUGGAAAUAAGUAAUUUGCAAAUGCAUAAGUUUUUUUAGGCAAAGAUCAGUUCAAAUUUCAUACACUUAUAGUAAUAGACAAUAAAGUAAAAAAAACAAAAUGA
This is a messenger RNA of Drosophila eugracilis, 1478 nucleotides long. Its product is annotated as GPALPP motifs-containing protein 1. The record is from RefSeq and is a predicted model, not a curated record. Bases 255 to 1292 code for a protein of 345 amino acids. Lineage: Eukaryota; Metazoa; Arthropoda; Insecta; Diptera; Drosophilidae. The transcript has 3 exons.